CCAGAAGAAGAAGAGGAGAAGGAGGAAGAGAAGAAGGAGGAGGAAGAGGAGAAGGAGGAGGAGGAAGAGAAGGAAGAGGAAGAGGAGAAGGAGGAGGAGGGGGAGGCCACAAACUCAACAGUCCCCAGGAUCACACCUCUGCCUGACACCUACGGGACCCAGUACUAUGGCUAAACCAGGCCUGAACAUGGAGCUGAAUCGCCUGGUCCAGGACCAGCCACCUGGCCAGGAGGGCCCCAGACCUGGCCCCCCAAACCCAGCCGAGCACCUCCCCAAUGUGCCCAGCUACCGUCCCGCAACCACCCGCAUCCCCGUCCUCGUCUCCCGGAGGACAGCCUUGUCCAACUCCAACUUCACCAAGGAGAUCAGGAGCUCCAUCCGUCGCCUGGUACCAGCCACGAAAGAGCACCCAGAGCUCCAGGUGGAAGACACAGAUGCCGAAGCUGGCCCCCUCAUCCCAGAGGAGACGAUCCCGCCACCUGAGAGACCACCAGUGUCUCCCGCCAAGUCUGACACCCUCGCGGUUCCCGGCGCAGCAACCCACAGGAAGAAGCUACCUUCUCAGGACGAUGAGGCUGAAGAACUCAAGGCCCUGUCACCGGCUGAGUCCCCAGUGGUUGCCUGGUCAGACCCCACCACCCCACAGGAGGCUGAUGGCGAGGACCGUGCGGCCUCCACAGCCAGCCAGAACAGUGCCAUCAUCAACGACCGGCUCCAGGAGCUGGUGAAGAUGUUCAAGGAGCGGACAGAGAAGGUGAAGGAGAAGCUCAUUGACCCUGACGUCACCUCCGAUGAGGAGAGCCCCAAGCCCUCCCCAGCCAAGAAGGCCCCAGACUCAGCCCCAGCCCAGAAGCCGGCGGAGGCAGAGGCGGCAGAGGAGGAGCACUACUGUGACAUGCUCUGCUGCAAGUUCAAGCGCAGGCCCUGGAAGAUGUACCAGUUCCCCCAGAGCAUCGACCCACUGACCAACCUCAUGUACAUCCUGUGGCUGUUCUUCGUGGUGCUGGCCUGGAACUGGAACUGCUGGCUGAUUCCUGUGCGCUGGGCCUUCCCGUACCAGCGGGCAGACAACAUCCACCUCUGGCUGCUCAUGGACUACUUGUGCGACUUCAUCUACCUCCUGGACAUCACCGUGUUCCAGAUGCGUCUCCAGUUUGUCAAAGGCGGGGACAUCAUUACAGAUAAGAAGGAGAUGCGUAAUAAUUACCUGAAGUCUCAACGAUUUAAGAUGGACUUGCUCUGCCUUUUGCCUUUGGAUUUUCUCUACUUGAAACUUGGCGUGAACCCCCUUCUUCGCCUGCCCCGCUGCCUGAAGUACAUGGCCUUCUUUGAGUUUAAUAACCGUCUGGAAGCCAUCCUCAGCAAAGCCUACGUUUACAGGGUUAUCAGGACCACCGCCUACCUGCUGUAUAGCUUGCAUCUCAACUCCUGUCUUUACUACUGGGCGUCGGCCUUCCAGGGCAUCGGUUCCACUCACUGGGUUUAUGACGGCGUGGGGAACAGCUACAUUCGAUGCUACUACUGGGCUGUGAAAACUCUCAUCACCAUCGGAGGACUGCCCGACCCCCAGACGCUCUUUGAGAUCGUCUUCCAGCUGCUGAAUUAUUUUACAGGUGUCUUCGCUUUCUCUGUGAUGAUUGGACAGAUGAGAGAUGUGGUGGGGGCCGCCACGGCAGGGCAGACGUACUACCGCAGCUGCAUGGACAGCACGGUGAAGUACAUGAACUUCUACAAGAUCCCCAGGUCUGUGCAGAACCGCGUCAAGACCUGGUAUGAGUACACCUGGCAUUCACAAGGCAUGCUGGAUGAGUCAGAGCUGAUGGUUCAGCUUCCGGACAAGAUGCGUCUGGACCUGGCCAUUGACGUAAACUACAACAUUGUCAGCAAAGUGGCGCUCUUCCAGGGCUGCGACCGGCAGAUGAUCUUCGACAUGCUCAAGCGACUUCGCUCAGUCGUCUACCUACCCAAUGACUAUGUGUGCAAGAAGGGGGAGAUUGGCCGAGAGAUGUAUAUUAUCCAGGCGGGGCAGGUGCAGGUGCUGGGCGGCCCAGAUGGAAAGGCUGUACUGGUGACACUCAAAGCCGGAUCGGUGUUUGGAGAGAUAAGCUUGCUGGCUGUCGGGGGCGGUAACAGGCGCACGGCCAAUGUGGUGGCCCACGGCUUCACCAAUCUCUUCAUUCUGGAUAAGAAGGACUUGAAUGAGAUUUUGGUGCAUUACCCUGAAUCUCAGAAGCUGCUCCGGAAGAAGGCCAGGCGCAUGCUCAGAAACAACAACAAACCCAAGGAGGAGAAGAGUGUGCUCAUCCUGCCCCCACGUGCGGGCACCCCGAAGCUCUUCAAUGCUGCCCUGGCUGCAGCAGGAAAGAUGGGCCCCAGGGGAGCCAAGGGCGGCAAGCUCGCCCACCUGAGAGCCAGGCUCAAAGAACUGGCUGCACUGGAGGCAGCCGCACGACAGCAGCAGCUGCUGGAACAGGCCAAGAGCUCGCAAGAAGCCGGGGGAGAGGAGGGCUCUGGAGCCACAGACCAACCUGCACCCCAGGAGCCGUCAGAGCCCAAGGAGCCCCCGGAGCCCCCAGCCCCGAGUUCUCCACCGCCAGCCUCAGCAAAGCCCGAGGGAAGCACGGAGGAGGCCGCAGGGCCGCCGGAGCCUUCAGUGAGGAUCCGUGUGAGUCCAGGCCCUGAUCCCGGGGAACAGACACUAUCGGUGGAGAUGCUGGAAGAGAAGAAGGAGGAGGUGGAGUGAGGUGCAUUCAGCACCCUGAUCCCAUCCCUAGGUGCGGACCAGACCUUUGAACCACCUGCCUCACCAAGCAUCUUAGCCUAAAGGCGCCUUCUCACCGGCUUAUAGAAACUCUCAAAUUUCAUCAAGUAGUGGUGGUGACCUCGAGCUCCUAACAUUCCCGGAGCACCCUGCUCCCCUCUCACAGUUGCUAUUUUCUAGAAGAAAACCGCCUUGCACUUUAAAAAAAAAAAAAUUUGAGGAGAGAAUAGAAGAGAACUCCAACAUCGAGGAGAAUUCUACUAGAAAAAUGAAGUGUUGAUGAUAGGGCAGGGUCGCCACCAGAACUGGAGUCCCACUGAGCUCCUGUAAACCCAGAACCCGAAGCGGUCCCGGGGUUCAAGGUCAACCAGGGAUACAAACAAACCAAUAGCAAAGCGGCUUGGGACUUCCCAAGCAUCUCUAAGCCAGUGGGUUGUGACCCCAAAGACCUUUCCACGGGGGUCGCCUAAGACCAUUGGAAACAUCAGAUAUUUACAUUAUGAUUCAUAAUAGUAGCAAAAUGACAAUAAUAAAGUAGCAAUGAAAACAAUGGUGGGGGGUGGCCACAACAGGAGGAACUGUGUUAAAGGGUCACAACAUUAGGAAGUUUAAGAACCACUGCUCUAAGCUGGUCCAGAUCCUAGCAGUAAACGCAGUACGUUUACUGCAGGGGAUCCCGGUUAAUGCUUGCUACAGGUAGUGAAGGCCGCAUUAUCGUCUUACCCCUUUAAAGUGUUGCUUAUCUUAGUAGGUAAUGAUACAAAAGCUCUCCGUGCUACUCUGGUAAGCACUCCUAGCAUUUAGAGAGUAUGCCUGUAGCUGGGCCUCAUGGAGGCUAGACGAUCACAAGUUCGAAGUCAGCCUGGGUUAGGUAGCAAUAUCCUAUCUCAAAAGGGGAAAUGUAAUGGUUCACUGGUGAUGACAGCACAGUCCCUUAUCCAAACGCAUGGUGACAUCUCAGCCGCUGCUCAUCAGUGAGCAUUUAGAUUAAUCGCACACCGUCAAGAAUAGCAUCACAGGGUUGCUGAGAGAGCUCAGGGGGCAAAAGCCCUUGUCACCCCACCAAGCAAACCUGAUGACCUGAGUUACUACACUUGAUCUUAGCCAAAAGGCCGAGAAGCGAUCUGAUGACCUGAGUUAAAUCUCUGAAAUCCACUUGAAGCUGCAAAGAAUCAGCCGCAGAAAGUCGUCUCAGCAAAUGCACGCGUGCGUGCGAGAGCUCACGCAGCUUGUUUCCCCGGUGCCUCCACGUGAGCGCCUGCUUCGUGUGGGCUCUGUUUUCUGUGAAUGGGCCUGCCCUUUUAGAUGCUUGUCCUUGGGGAUGUCUUGCUUAUUAUAUGAAGCAAGAGGUUCCUGCAGUUCCUGGAAAGAACAUUAAUUUUGAAAUGGGAUCGGCAGGGUCUUAAUUUCGCUGAGCUGUCUCAUUUAAGGUGAGACUCACGGAAACAAGAUAUUGGGUAAACUGAGUCGGAGACCGGCGCUAAUCUCCAGUCUGAAUUGGACCGGCUGGCCGCUGGGGCAUGAAUGACGUAGUUCAGAGAUUGCUGUAAUCCUGGAGUCUGAACAGAACAUGGAUGUGUGACAGUUGAUUCUUUGAAUCUCCUCAGCGUGUCUUGCGUUGAUAAUUUGAUUGAUAAAGAACAGCAUACCACCUUUUUUUUUUAAAAAAAGAAACCACACAAAUAUUUUAAAUAGAACUGAAACCAAGAAGCUACUUAAAACUUCAUUAUCAAAAUAUGCGCAGCCAUCAGAACUAGUCUAAGCUGUUUUCUCAGCUAACACAAAUACUUUCUGUACACACCGGCUUUCACAGCAAAUUUUAAUUAAAGAGUUUAGACAAA
Rattus norvegicus (Norway rat) is the source of this 4602-nucleotide messenger RNA. RefSeq names its product cyclic nucleotide gated channel subunit beta 1 (gene Cngb1). Gene Ontology annotation, biological process: transmembrane transport; retina homeostasis; visual perception. Gene Ontology annotation, molecular function: intracellularly cAMP-activated cation channel activity; cAMP binding; cyclic nucleotide-activated monoatomic ion channel activity. The record is from RefSeq and is a predicted model, not a curated record. Gene Ontology annotation, cellular component: membrane; non-motile cilium; transmembrane transporter complex. NCBI's taxonomy places the organism in Eukaryota, Metazoa, Chordata, Mammalia, Rodentia, Muridae.